CCCUUCCCACUCCAAAACUCACCAUUCCCAUUUCUUUCACUUCCUUCUUCACUUCUCUAUUUCUAUUUCUAUUUCGUGUGUGUCUGCUUCAAUGGCAGAUAGUAGUAGCUCAGCAAGAAUGAGGUGUUCCGUUCCGGAACGUGUCCAACUCCACAUCGCCAUGUUAGCCUUGCAGUUUGGCUAUGCUGGCUUCCAUGUUGUGUCUAGAGCUGCCCUUAACAUGGGCAUAAGCAAAAUUGUGUUUCCAGUUUAUAGGAAUGUUCUGGCUUUGAUCCUCCUUUUACCCUUCGCCUAUUUUCUCGAAAAGAAGGAGAGGCCACCAAUGACUCUUUCUUUUGUGGUCCAGUUCUUCCUCCUCGCAGUUGUUGGAAUAACUGCAAACCAAGGAUUCUACUUGUUGGGAUUGGACCACACAUCACCCACCUUUGCUUCUGCAAUACAAAACUCUGUCCCGGCCAUUACCUUUAUUAUGGCAGCAAUAUGCAGGAUAGAACAAGUACGACUGAAUCGAAAAGACGGGAUUGCUAAGGUGGCCGGAACGGUGUUCUGUGUGGCCGGAGCUUCGGUGAUCACGCUGUACCAGGGUCCCACCAUAUACAGCCCAGCACCACCACUUCACACCACUUCACCAAUGUUGGCUUCACUGGGAGACGCUGAGGGAAAGAACUGGACCUUAGGGUGCAUCUUCUUGAUCGGGCAUUGCUUGUCAUGGGCCGCCUGGCUCGUCUUGCAGCAACCCGUCGUCAAGAAGUACCCCGCUCGCCUCUCCGUCACCUCCUACCAGUGCUUCUUUGGAGUCAUUCAGUUUCUGAUCAUAGCAGCCUUUCUUGAGAGAGACGCCGAUGCUUGGCUUGUCCAUUCCGGUGGUGAACUCUUCACUGUUUUAUACGCGGGAGUGGUAGCAUCAGGGAUUGCAUUCGCUGUACAGAUAUGGUGCAUUGAUAGGGGUGGCCCUGUCUUUGUGGCGGUGUAUCAGCCUGUUCAGACUCUUGUUGUCGCUAUUAUGGCCUCAGUCGCAUUAGGAGAACAGUUCUACUUGGGAGGGAUCAUAGGGGCGGUGUUGAUUAUAACAGGACUGUACCUCGUCUUAUGGGGGAAAAGUGAAGAGAGAAAGUUUGCAGCUCAAAAGGCAGUGAUUCAGUCCCCCGCGGACCACGGGAACAACAGGACCACAAGCCACAUCAAGUCCUCGUCGUCCCUUGCUCAGCCUCUACUCCCACAGUCAACCGAAAAUGUUUGACCACCACACCCUUAACUUCUCUAAGCUCUUCUUCUAACUACAGCUUCUUCUGCAGCCCACCCAAAAAAAAAAAAAAAUCUACUAUGCUGUAUAAAAGAGGUUGGUGUGUGUUUGUUCUUUUUUAUUAUUUUUAUUUUUAUUUCUUUUAGGUUUUUUAUUUUUAUUUUUAUUUUCCAACAGCUUUCUCUCACUAAGAGAGAGAGAGAGUGAGGGCUUAAGGGGCUGAAUGUGAUGAUCAUUCUCUUUUGAUGUGGGGCCUUAGGGAUGAAUUAUGGCCCAUAUGGUUUUAUAUGUUAAUUUUAUGGUUAUGGUUUGAUUUACGAGAAAAGAUAUGGAAUGAAUUAUGAAGUUAAUGCUUGUUGUGAUCA
This is a messenger RNA of Cornus florida, 1608 nucleotides long. RefSeq names its product protein WALLS ARE THIN 1. Gene Ontology annotation, molecular function: transmembrane transporter activity. Bases 92 to 1240 code for a protein of 382 amino acids. The record is from RefSeq and is a predicted model, not a curated record. Gene Ontology annotation, cellular component: plasma membrane. NCBI's taxonomy places the organism in Eukaryota, Viridiplantae, Streptophyta, Magnoliopsida, Cornales, Cornaceae. The transcript has 6 exons.